Anolis carolinensis (green anole) is the source of this 11822-nucleotide messenger RNA. It is a transcript of the gene scrt2, whose product is annotated as scratch family transcriptional repressor 2. Bases 48 to 971 code for a protein of 307 amino acids. Gene Ontology annotation, biological process: regulation of DNA-templated transcription. The record is from RefSeq and is a predicted model, not a curated record. The transcript is spliced from 2 exons. NCBI's taxonomy places the organism in Eukaryota, Metazoa, Chordata, Lepidosauria, Squamata, Anolidae. Gene Ontology annotation, molecular function: RNA polymerase II cis-regulatory region sequence-specific DNA binding; DNA-binding transcription factor activity, RNA polymerase II-specific.
CUCGUCGGCGGAGCUCUCCAAAGUGCUGAAACCUCCGGGCCGCCAAGAUGCCGCGCUCCUUCCUGGUCAAGAAGACCAAAGCCGACGCCUUCCAAGGCGGAGCGGGCCAAGACGAGGAGGAAGAGGAGGAGGACGGAGAGGAGGAGGAGGAGGAGGAGGAGGAGGAGGAAGGCGAAACCCCCGUCUACCACCCCUUGGAAACUUCCUACCCAGAGCUGCCCUCCGGAGCCAGGCUGGGGGGCGCCGAGCCCGCAGAGAUGGGUUAUCUCCAAAGUUGCCUCUCAUCGUCCGGCUAUAAGAACGAGAAGAAGAAGCCGGGGCUCCACUUGCCCUCCUCGGACCCGAUCUACGUGCCAAUCCAUGAGGAUUACAGCGACCCGGAGAGCCCCCAGUCCAGCCUCUCCUCCCACUACUUCCAUGGCGAGGCUGCCGUCACCGAGAGCUACUCGAUGGAUGCCUUCUUCAUCACCGACGGGCGCUCCCGGCGCCGGAGUGAAGGCCCUCGGCGGGGGAACCACCGCCACUCCUGCAAUGAGUGCGGCAAGACCUAUGCCACGUCGUCCAACCUCAGCCGGCACAAGCAGACCCACCGCAGCCUGGACAGCAAGAUGGCGAGGAAGUGCCCAACCUGCAACAAGGCAUAUGUCUCUAUGCCAGCGCUGGCCAUGCACAUCCUGACCCACAACCUGAAACACAAGUGCGAUGUCUGUGGUAAGGCUUUCAGCCGGCCCUGGCUGCUGCAAGGACACAUGCGCUCCCACACGGGCGAGAAACCUUUUGGCUGCUCUCACUGCGGCAAGGCCUUUGCUGACCGCUCCAACCUGCGAGCCCACAUGCAGACCCACUCAGCCUUCAAGCACUACAAGUGCAAGCAGUGCGAGAAGACCUUCGCCCUCAAGUCGUACCUCAACAAGCACUACGAGUCGGCCUGCUUCAAGGGGGCUGAGCACAGCUGCGAAAUGGAAAACUGAGAGGCCCUUUCCUCUCGUCCUGGGAGCAAAAGGGACCCCCGCCAGCCACAUUCAGGGAUCCGAAGUUAAGCAAAGAAAGCAAAAGGAGAACACGAGUGCAACCAAACCGAUCCAGCUUUCUCAGCUGCUUUUAACAUAUCCUGGUUUCCUGCCCACUUCCACCUUUGUCCUCAGCUGACUCCAAUUGCUGCAAAAUGAGUCCUAAUUGGAAAACUAGUUUGCACAUGGUUAACUCAGCAGAACAGAGAGGAGCAGAUUGAAUCUUGCGCUUCCCUGUAGACUCAAGCAAAAGGAAACUGCUGCAGCACCUCCACGCUUGUCUGUUCUUCCAUAAUAAUAAUUCUGGCUACUUGGACCCACUCUGACGUUGCUUUACCACACAUAUCCCAGUUUUCCAUUACAAAAGGUUAAAAGGUAUGGCAACCUCAGGGCUUUGGGAAUGAACUGCAAAUCAUUCAGUUAGGAGAAGGAUGUUCUUGGAGAGAACCUUGGAUGUUGUCAGUUCACUGGAUGCUCUUCCUUCAUCCAACACUUUUAUGAGUUUGGAAGGAGAUUGACAGUCAACACUGAGCUCCAACAACAUUUGAAUCCUGUUUUCUUUUUUUCCCUCCUCCCUUUUCCAUAUCAUCAACUGAAGCAAUAACGUUAUCCGGUCUUGCUGGAAAGGGUCGGAUGUUCUCCGAAGCAAGGCGACACUUGACUGUUUUUCAGGAUUGCUGAAAGAGAAGAAGAAAGACGGGAUCUCUUUUCUCUUUUUCAGACAACUCGGGGCGGGGUGGGGUGGGGACUGUGGGUUUAUUUAUUGUUUAAUUUAUUUACAGUAUUUAUUUCAGUGCUGCUCCUUCUCCCCUUUUCGGGGGGAAGAACAAAACGUUUCAGUGUCGCGCUCUUGGGAAGCGGCUGCCUCGGGAGUACAGAACAAAUGCAUAUAAGCUGUGAAAACCUGACAAAGGGGAUUGUGAAAAUGGGGUUGUGUGUGUGUGUGCUGCUGUCGAAUGUCAGGUACGGAAUGGUUCAGUGAGGCGUCUGUUCACGGUUUUGAACGCAAGGAAGAGAUUACCAUAUUAUCUACUGAGUGUCGUGAAAAUGGGAUUUUCUUUUGUAUUUGAAUGAAGGAUCUGAGAUGCGCAGCAAAAAUAGCUGGACGGGAGGGAGAAUUUCUUAGCACAUGCAUGAUUGCCAGGUGGGGUACGAUACUCUGUAAAUGAAUGCAUAUGAAACAGGCUUGCCAAACUUGGUUACCGUUCGCACCAAGACAAAACAUCCAGAUUGGUAUUACAUAUAGCUUGAGAGGCAACUGGAAAUUUAAUUCAGACAUCAAACUAGGAUAAGUCUCAUCCAGUGAGCUUGAUGGAAAAAUAAUAGUGUAGGCAUGUAUUGUUCUACCAUUGUUUGCUUUCAAGUUGUUUCUUACUUAGAGCAACUCAAGGGUGAACUGAUUCUGGGGUUUUCUUGGCAAGAUUUGUUCAUUGCCUUCCUCUGAGGCUGAGAAGUGUCCGCUGCUUAGUUUGCUAGACUUAGGUGCACUGGAAAAUGAAUGCAGUCUGACACAAUUUUAAUUUCCAUGGCUCCAUGUGAUAGAAUCCUGGGAGUUGUAGUUUGGUGAGGGAUCAGCACUCUUUGGCAGAGAAAGCUGAAGACCUUGUCAAACCUCAACUUUGACGAUUUCAUGGCAUUGUGGAAGUUAAAGUAGGGUCAAACUGGAUUAAUUUUACAAUACAGAUCACCUUAAAGAGUGAUUGUGAAUACAGAAUAGUUACAGAUGAAUGAGAGUCCAUCCUGAAUUAUUGAAAUGUUCUAGAUUUUGUUCCUCUUCUUAUCCUGGGUUAAAAUAAAUUGACCAGGAGUACAUCUACCAGGGACAAAAUCUGGAAAUUUCUGGCAUUUUCAAUUACAGUAGAGUCUCACUUAUCCAACAUAAACGGGCCGUCAGAACGUUGGAUAAGUGAAUAUGUUGGAUAAUAAAGAGGGAUUAAGGAAAAGCCUAUUACACAUCAAAUUAGGUUAUGAUUUUACAAAUUAAGCACCAAAUCAUCAUGUUUAACAACAAAUUUGACAGAAAAAGUAAUUCAAUACGCAGUAAUGCUAUGUAGUAAUUACUGUAUUUACGAAUUUAGCACCAAAAUAUCACGAUGUAUUGAAAACAUUGACUACAAAAAUGGCUUGGAUAAUCCAGAACGUUGGAUAAGCGAGUGUUGGAUAAGUGAGACUCUACUGUAGUUAGGUUGCAAACUAAAUCUAGAUAUGUUGUCAAAGGCUUUCAUGGCCAGGAUCACAGGGUUGUUGUAUGUUUUCCGGGUUAUAUGGCCAUGUUCCAGAAGUAUUCUCUCCUGAUGUUUCGCCCACAUCUAUGGCAGGCAUCCUCUGAGGAUGCCUGCCAUAGAUGUGGGUGAAUCAUCAGGAGAGAAUACUUCUGGAACAUGGCCAUACAACCCAGAAAAUAUACAACAUCCCUGUAAAUCUAGAUAAUUCAUCAUUCCUACUUAAGUCACAACUGUGACACUGUUGUCACAAUUGUUACUCCACCCCAGUCUGCUUUGUCAGCAUCAACUGCAUGGAGAGAAGGAGAAUGUUUUCAUUAGGUUUGUGGAGGUCAGGGCAGGAGAGGUUACUGUGAGUGCAUCUACACUGUUGAAUUAAUGCAGUUUGAUACCACUAUAAUUGUCACAGCUCAGUGCUAUGGAAUCCUGAGAGUUGUAUAGUUUGGUGAAGCACCAGUCCUUAUUGGCAGGCUACAGACCUUAUAAAACUACAAUGCCCAUGAUUCCAUAGCAUUGUGCAAUGGUAGUUAGAGUAGUGUGAAGCACUCUUGAGUACCCUUCAGGUGAGAGAAAGCAGACUAUAAAUAUAAUAAAUAGGCAAAGAUAUUCCCCUGACAUUAAGUCAUGUCUGACUCUGGAGGUUGGUGCUCAUCUUCAUUUCUGAGCCGGCAUUGUCCAUAGACACCUCCAAGGUCAUGUUGCUGGCAUGACUGCAUGGUACACCGUUACCUUCCUGCCAGAGUGGUACCUAUUGAUCUACUCACAUUUGCAUGUUUUUGAACAGCUAGGUUGGCAGAGGCUGGGGCUAACAGCAGGAGCUCACCCUACUCCCUGGAUUCGAACUGUUGACCUUUUGGUCAGCAAGUUCAUCAGCUUAGCAGUUUAAUCUGCUGCGCCACUGGAGGCUCCAAAUAUAUCAAUAGUGUCGAACAGCAUUAAUUUUACAGUUUAGAUGCACCUUUUGUUAAAUUAGGCCCCAUCUAUACUACCAUAUAUGCAGUUUGAAACAGUGUACCCUCAUAUGAAUCAGUUUCAAACUGCAUCAUAUGGCAGUAUAGAUGAGGUCUUAGCAUUACUCAGCUAAAUAGUUGGUGUAGAAUACUGGUCACAACAAUGUAUACGUUUCGACAACUCCUGCUGAAAUUCCCUCUUCGACGCAAGGAACUCUCAACAAUUUUCCAUCUUAGAUCAUAGAAUCAUAGAAUAAUAGAGUUGGAAGAGACCUCAUGGGCCAUCUAGUCCAACCCACCGCCAAGAAGCAGGAAAUCGCAUUCAAAGCACCCCCGACAGAUGGCCAUCCAGCCUCUGCUUAAAAGCCUCCAAAGAAGGAGCCUCCACCACACUCUGGGGCAGGGAGUUCCACUGCUGAACAGCUCUCUCACAGUGAGGAAGUUCAUCCAGACCCAGUCUAGGUUAUCUGGAAAUUCUAAUGGAUGUAAUCUAGAUCUGGAGUUGAAGGAUCUCUUUGUUCAUCAGUUUUACGGAGGAACCUUUGAGCAUCUUCCAUAACUCUGCAGGAAUAUGGGAGAAGGGGAGCAUUGCAUUUAAAUAAGAAUUCUUCCUCUUGAAUGGCAUUUCCCUUAAAAUUUCUAGCAUUACAGAGAGUGAGAGACAUUGAAAAUUAACCACCUUCGGGAACAUAAAGUACUAUUCUAUUCCACCAUCAUGGUCCUUCUAUUACUUUGAAUGACUCUUUAUUAUUCUUUGAAUGCCUAGAGUAUACUUCUAAAUAUUCCGUUGAAGUUUUAAAUUUCUGAAAUGCUAGAAAAUUGGGACUGAAAAAGUUUCAAAAGGGGGCAGAUUUGUUAUUUGGUGGACAAAGUCCUCCCUUUGCUAACCCGCAAUGCUCAGGCCUUGUCUAAACUGGCCCAGAUCCCCAAUCAGGACCCAAAGGCAAAUUCAUGGCCCAAUUUACACUGCCAUAUAAUGCAGAGUAACUGCAUUGAACUGGAUUAUAUUGCACUGUAGAAGACUCACAUAAUCCAGUUCAGUCUGCAUUAUAUGAGUUUGCACUGACCAUUGUAACACAGUAUGUUGUCGAAGGCUUUCAUGGCCAGGAUCACAGGGUUGUUGUGUGUUUUCCGGGCUGUAUGGCCAUGUUCCAGAAGUAUUCGCUCCUGACGUUUCACCCACAUCUAUGGCAGGCAUCCUCAGAGGUUGUGAGGUAUGAAGAAACUUUCUCCAUACUUUCUCCAUACCUCACAACCUCACAACCUCUGAGGAUGCCUGCCAUAGAUGUGGGCGAAAUGUCAGGAGAGCAUACUUCUGGAACAUGGCCAUACAGCCUGGAAAACACACAACAACCCAUUGUAACACAGUUCAACUGAUUUAUAUGACAUUGUAAAUGGGGCCUUAGAUAUCCAAAAUGAUACCCAAGGAUUUCCAGAUUAUAAUGUGGGGUAAACUGUGUGUUUCAAUGAGGUUUCAAUGAUUCAGCUAUUCUACCCAAUGAUAGGGCUGGUCACUGUGGCACAACAGACCUAUUCAUUUUUUUGUGAUUUCAGUAAGGCAAAGGAUUGAAAAGGUCAAGAAGGAGAGUCCAGUUGAUUUUCAUGUAGCUGUUUCUCAGAUAUUUAUUGCAUUGUUAAGAAUCUGGUUCAGCAGUGGUGGCAUUUUGGAGCACAUCAUGGUUUGCUUCUGCAAAACUGCGAUGGUCCAUGGCCACGUCUACUCCAUGCCUAUGUUCUCCCUCUGGCUCCAGCAAAUGGGGAUGGUGUGGCCCAUUUUUCUUGGCAUUUCAGCAAAUCUGGAAGCCUCUCUGCUCAGCUCUCUCCUUGGCACCUUUGCCAGCCAAUCGGAGGCACGGGAUCGGGGUGCUAUUCACACCAUUCAUGUGGGGAAGGGAGUGUGGGGUGGGGGGAGGAUUUGAAUGGCCCAUCUGUUUCCUUUUGACGAGGAAGUUCUUUUUAAAAGAAGAAGGGAAAAAAAUCCGAGCGAAUGAGAAGGGGGCAGCUGCUGCCAUAAAUUUAGAAAUAUCUAUUUAAAUGUUCUAAUUUAUCCUAUUUAUGCUAUUUAUUCUUUACCAACUCAUAAGGGGAGCGGGUGGGGAGGGGGGAGGAAGUGGAAAAAAUGUAUUUUCUUUGCAUGCAUGCAUUUUAGUCAAGAGGGGGUUGAUGUCGGUAGCAGGCAGCAGAUGCAUGAGAUAAGGCUAGCAGCAGAUGAUAUUUGCGCAGUGAUUGUUUAAAAAGAAGAAGAGAAAGAAAAGAAAAAAACAGUUCAGAGGAAUCUGAAAAGCAGGAUCUCAUCUCAUCCAUUGACUUUCAUCUAUGUCCAACAGGGUUUUUGUAGUCUUUUAAAGAAACACUAUUUGGCCAGAACGUAAGUCACUGAACUGCCUUAUACUGAGUGAAAGCUUGGAAACAUUGCUUUUUGGGGAGAACCAUCCCCAGCAUCCCCAGCAAGCAUGGCCACUUGGGUUCUGGGAGCUGUAGUCCAGGAAUGGGAACAUCUCAAACUCCCCACUUCAUCAGAAAUUUGGUUCACCCAGCCCUAGUGUUGCAGGAUGGGGACCAUAUAACCCUCCCAAUGCAUUCCAGCAUUCCUCAUCACUUGCUACAUGGUUACAAUCCAUUGAAUAUUUUUUCCCCCUCUGAAUCACAGUGUAGCUAUGAGGGUAGAGUUAGAAUGAAGGCAUUGUCCCCUAUGUAAGAAUUCUUCUCACCCAUCCCAAGAAGUUUUCACCCAGUCCCCAGAGUUCUUGCACUGCUGAGAGAUACCAAAUUUUGUCCGCACUCUUGGAAUGAAAAUGGGAUCAUAGUGCUAUAAUUAUGUCCUGUGAAAAGGUCCUUGGAGGCAGUGAAAAGGGCAAUUCGCUCUUAUUUUACAAUCAGAGAAAGGGUGGUUUGAUGAAUUUAGAAGUACAGUAGCGUCUCACUUAUCCAACAUAAACGGGCCGGCAGAAUGUUGCAUAAGCGAAGAUAUUGGAUAAUAAGGAGGGAUUAAGGAAAAGCCUAUUAAAUGUCAAAUUAUGUUAUGAUUUUACAAAUUAAGCACCAAAACAUCAUGUUUGACAACAAAUCAACAGAAAAAGCAGUCCAAAGCAUGGUAACGUUAUGUCGUAAUUACUGUAUUUAUGAAUUUAACACCAAAACAUCGCAAUAUAUUGAAAACAUUGACUACAAAAACAUUGGCUACUAACAAAUUGACUACAAAUAAAGAUAGAAUUGCAUAAAAUGAACUUACAGUAGCAACAUUGUCGGAAAUUAAAUCCAUAAAAAGUUCAAUCCUUGCUGUCUAGAGAAACAGUUUUGGAUUGGGGCAGGUGGCAAACUGCGUUGGAUAAUCCAGAAUGUUGGAUAAGCAGAUGUCGGAUAAGUUGGACUCUACUGUACCAUGAAUUCCAGUCUUGGAUGAGGGCCCAAGCUGCUCCAAUCUAGUUAUCUCUCUGCCUCUUGGCCACUAUUUUAUGGGUCAAUAAAUGAGAAUAUGUUUAAGGCCCCAUCCACACUGACCACUUAAUGCAGUUGGUAUUGGAAAAAGUGGUUUCAUUAUGUAGACAAUUACAUAGGAAAUCCUGGAACCAGACUGAAGCCCGUAUGAUGAUAACACAAAGCACUGAUGUGCAUUAAAGGGUUUCUUUUGUGCACUUUUGUGGGAGUUUGUUGUCUGGCCACUGCAAGUUGCAUUAAGUGGUCAAUGUAGAUGGGGCUAUAGGAACAUAAGUCACCUUUAAUUCUCUCUUUUAAAAAAUGUAUUGUCUAUCUGUAGCCAAUGUUACCAUCAGAGUAAGACUUUGGGGCAGAAUUGGGAGCAAAGGGGCAAGGGGAAACUUCAAAGAUAGCAAGGCUCACUUAUCUUCUAAAGAGCCUCAUGCCGGGGGAUACCAUGUCCCAACUGCACUGAAUUGAUUACUGAAUGAAGAGUUGAUAUAUAGGUCCACCCAAGUGAUUCCAUGUUUGGCUCAGGUUAGGACUUAGAUGGGAUUGAGUUCCAUGAAAUCCAGAGUCUAAAGUUAGCUAAUUGCGUUGCUGUCUCCAAUAUAAGAGUUAAGAGUUGAGGAAGGCCACUUUUGCUUCACCAGUGUAUUUUUCAUAGACUCUUAUAUUUCAUAGACUUGGAAAAUGCUACAAGAGUUGCCUAGUCCAACCUUCUGCUGUUGUGGGGCAACAAGAUAAAACUGUAUACUGUAACUGUAUGAGCAAAAGCCAUGAUGGGAAAGAAAUGCUUUGGGGGAAAUAACUUUUCUGUAUCACUGUCCCCUUCUUAAUGGUCUGUGUUUUGGACUAGAGUCGUUCAAUUCAAUUGAAGCAAAGCAUCUAUGUCAAAACAUCAGCUCCUUCUUCCUGCUCCUCCAUGGCUGCAACUUCAGGAAAUGGGAGCCCAUUGGCCAUCUCUAUGCAACUCUCCAGGUGGACACUCUGCCGCCUGCCUCAAUUUGUGCCAUUUGGGCAUUUGGGAACUUUUGGCACCGACGACAACAGUGAUGGCUUUGCCCCUGGAUGACUACAUGUCUUCCCAGGAUGGACACCAAUCUCUCAGAAAGGAAGUAUCUCAGACACAAUGGGACAUCACCCACAGAGACAUCAUCUGCUCUAGAACGCAUCUGAUUUUCUACCUCGGACUCUACAAAACUCCACUGGCUAAUUGACUUGGUUGUCACCGUGGUUGUCUGACAAUGUGCCCAUGCCAGGAGUGUCAAGGCCACAACUCAUCAAGCAUUGUCAGUAUACAAACCUUUGACAACACCACCCAUGAGGAACACACCUGUGUUGCAUACAGUUCAAACUCAUGGGGAAUAUGUUCUUGGACAUAACCUAGGUACACGAAGCCAUGGAUAAGUCAAUCCUAUUGGAAUGAAGGACUUCUGGCCUAAUAAUACCAUUGUUAUGUUAGAAAAUGCCUACAUUGGCCAUAUUUUGCCAGAAUGGGGACAAAUGAAAUCACAGUAUAGAUCCCACAUAUACAGGGGUUGUACUGUAUACGCUUCCAAAAAUAUCUUAUCAGAGAACUGCUCUUAGGUGCUGUUGGAACACUGUAGUUAGCAGUCAAAAGCUCUAGUGACCUCCAAUAAUCUACCCUAUAUACACAUGUAUAAGUCUGCAAAUGUUAGUCAAAAACAUAACCCUGGGUCAACUUAUCCAUGUGUCAAGGUGAGCACUGUAUCUUAAUUCUUAUCCAAAAAGGAACCAUUCUUUCUUUGGAGCAGUGUUUCUUGGCUUCUAGAAAUCCCAGCUCCUAGACUUCUGCUCCUAGAAAUCCCAGCCAGCUUACCAGCUGUUAGGAAUUGUGGGAACUGAAGUCCAAAACAUCUGGAGGAGAAGAGUUUGAGAAACACGGCUUUGGGGCUUUUCAAAUGCCUGGCAGCAGUGGUGUUUUCCCUUCUCUGUUGAAUGACCCUCAACUUAUCCAUCGGUCACUUCAAAAUCUAUAAUUUGGGUUCCAAACUUUGCCCUUAACCCAUACAUGAGUAUAUAUGGUAAUUAAAAAGAGGCUCAAUGUUCUGACUUUGCAGAAGUAACUGGUGUAAAGGUCACACUGAUACCUUUACUUUUACUCCUUGUUGGGCAUGCAAAAGUGUCACAGGCUUCUAGUUUUAAUUCCAGGGCAGGAGAUAUGCCUCAGCUUCCCCAAGUUUGGGAAAGACUGCUUAGAGGUCCUUGGGCAGUUUGCCGAACAAUGCAUUCUCCUAUGUUUGUGAUUUCUUUUCAUAAUCUUCCAAUAUGGCUCAGAGGCACAUAUCACUCCAUCAGCUGCGUUGAGAUUUUUCUUUUAUGUAAGGCUGUAGCUACACUGUCAAAUUAGUGCAGUUUGACACAACUUUAACCAGCAUGGCUCAGUGCUGUGGAAUCAUGAGAACUGUAGUUUUAUAAGGUGUGCAGCCUUCUCUUGCAAAGAGUGCUGGUGCCUUACCAAACAACAACCUUCACGAUUAAACAGCAUUGAGCUAUAGCUAUUAAACUGUUGUCAAAUGCCAUUAAUUUUACAGUGUAGAUGCACCUUGAAUAGGCAAUGCAGUCUUUCUCAUAGUAGGAACUGGGGGAAUCUUAGCUAGGGAUGCAAAUUCUUGCAAGCAAGAAUGAAUAUUAUCAUUAUUAUUUUAUUCAUUCUAAAUCCAGUCUCUCUCUCUCAAUAAGGAGACUCAAAGUGACUUACAAGAGUAUAGCAAUACAGGCUGUUUUAUCAUUUUUCUCCUUGUAGUGAGGAUGUCAGUGAAAACUGCAAAAUUUCCAAAAACUUUUCAACCAUUUGGAACCCAUUGUGUACAAGUAAUGCCAUUGUUUUAUUUGUUUUAUGCACAGCAAACACAAUUUUCUAUAGAGAAAACAAGUUCUCUGUGCAAGAAACGGAACAUUUUGAGCCUCAAAAAAGUUCUUUCUUGUUCUGAAACUGGCUUUCUAUGCGGAAAGUGUCUUUCUCUGUUGGAAAAAAAGCCACACGUGUUUCUUUUACGCAAAAUAAAUCCUGGACUGCAAAGAUCCGCACUUCUCAAGCACUCUCCUUCUCAGGGUCUUCCAACAAUCCAGAAGUCUUUUGUUCCAACCGUUUUACAUCGAAAUAUUCUUUCCAUCCCUAACCUUAACUGUUUCCACGUAGAUUGAGUUGUGAGUCUUUGCAGUUUCUUUGAAAGGGAUACAAAAAGCACAAUUGAAGCCCGUUGAAGACUUUCCCUCAGGCAAAAAGUCAAUAUUGGUGCCAUAAUGAUGCUUCAGGAGUUUUGGAAAUGAUAUAUAAGCAUUAUAUAUUGGCACAUAUAUAGACUGUGGAUAUUGACUCCCCAAUGAACCUUCACCUGCUUGUGUUGUCACUUGCCAUUGAUUCAACUUCAGUGUCGUUUCCAACCAGGGAUGAUGGGAUUUGCAGUCCAAUGAUAUCCAGAGAGUCAUGAUUUUGCUUCCUUGAAGGAGAUUUGUUGUUAGUUACUUUGACAUUGGCUUUGAUUUAUGGUGACCCUAUAAAUGAGAGACCUGAAAGACCUCCUGUCCUCUGCUCAGGUCUUGCAAACUCAGGGCAGCCAUGCUCGACUCAAUCCACCAGUAAUGCGGUCUUCCUUUUUUCAUACUGUUUUCCAUGUUGCCAAGCACUGUCUGAGUCAUGAUAUGUCCAAAGUACAACAGCAUCAGUUUCGUCAUUUUGGGUUUUAAGGAGAGUUCAUCCCUGAUUUGCUCUAGAACCCAUUUAUUGGUCUUUUUGCCAUAGAAUUCUCUUCGAGCGCCAUAUUUCAGAUGAGUUGAUCCUUUUGCCAUCCGCUUUCUUCGCCAUUCAGCUUCCAAACCGUAUAGAGAAAUGAGAAAUACAAUGACAUGGAUCUCCUAGUAUGAUUUGGUUCGGAAAAGGUGUCAUCCCCUUCUUCUUUCAGUGUUGGCAAUGCAAGGCAGAUGGUUUUCCAUCCUUAAAGGAGGGCUCCGGGUUUCCUAGUUACUCGCCUGUUGUCUUUGCACUGAGAAUGGUAACGGAAACCCAGUUUCCCUUCGGUGUUUAUACUGUAAAUACGAAAUAACGGCAGCAAUAAUUGUCUCUGCAUGAUAGAGCUUUUUACACGCCAGGUUUUGGACUGGAUCGAUUACCGGGAGAUACAGAUCUUCCCAAAAUGAAACUACCUGCAGUAUUGUAACGCAAUUCAGGGAUAAUAAAGGGCCUUCUUUUUCCGCUA